AUUUUUUUUCUAUAUUUAACACUGUACAUAUGUACAAACAUUUAAUAUGACAUAGUGAAAAAGUUAUAUUUGUGAAAUAAACAGGGCCCUACUGUCAUCACGUCGAUGUUGAGUUUAAGUUCGGAAAAAAUCAAAGAAACGAGUGCGCGCUCUGCAAGAUCUGCAGCGACAGCCAUGGAGAUCGAGCUCUCACCCGUGCUCCUCCUCCUCCCCUUCCUCCUCCUCGGCUUCCUCUACCUCACCGGCGGCGUGCUCCGCUCCGGCGGGAACGCGCGGCGGCGUCUCGCUCCGGCUCCUCGGGGACUGCCCGUCAUCGGCAACCUGCACCAGGUGGGCGCGCUGCCUCACCGCGCCCUGCGCGCGCUCGCCGCGGCCACCGGCGCGCCUCACCUGCUGCGCCUCCGCCUCGGCCAUGUCACCGCGCUCGUGGCCUCGUCGCCGGCCGCCGCCGCCGCGGUCAUGCGCGAGCACGACCACGUGUUCGCGACGCGGCCCUACUUCCGCACGGCGGAGAUCCUCACCUACGGGUUCAAGGACCUCGUCUUCGCGCCCUACGGCGAGCACUGGCGCCACGCCCGCCGCCUCUGCUCCGAGCACGUCCUCAGCGCCGCCCGCUCCCACCGCUACGGCCCCAUGAGGGAGCAGGAGGUCGCGCUCCUCGUCAACGCCAUCAGGACCGAGGCGGCCGCGGCGGCGGUGGACGUGAGCAAGGCGCUGUACGCGUUCACCAACGCCGUGAUCUGCCGGGCGGUGUCCGGGAGGCUCUCCCGGGAGGACGAAGGGAGGAGCGAGCUGUUCCGGGAGCUCAUCGAGGAGAACGCGACGCUGCUCGGCGGGUUCUGCGUCGGCGACUACUUCCCGGCGCUGGCGUGGGCCGACGCGUUCCUCUCCGGGUUCGCCGCGAGGGCGUGCAGGAACCUCCGGCGGUGGGACGAGCUGCUCGAGGAGGUGAUCGCGGAGCACGAGGCGAGGCUACGCGGCGGAGACGAUGGCGGCGGCGAAGAGCACAGGGAGGAGGACUUCGUCGACGUGCUGCUCGCGCUGCAGGAGGAGAGCCAACGCCAUGAUGGGAGCUUCAAGCUCACGAGGGACAUCAUCAAGUCGCUCUUGCAGGACAUGUUCGCGGCGGGGACGGACACGUCGUUCAUCACGCUGGAGUGGGCCAUGUCGGAGCUCGUCAAGAACCCGGCGGCGAUGCGGAAGCUGCAGGACGAGGUGCGCCGCGGCGGCGGCGCGACCACCGCCGCCACGCCCUACCUCAAGGCCGUGGUGAAGGAGACGCUCCGGCUCCACCCGCCGGUGCCACUGCUCGUCCCGCGCGAGUGCGCGCGGGACACCGACGACGACGCCACCGUGCUGGGGUACCACGUCGCCGGGGGCACCCGCGUGUUCGUCAACGCGUGGGCCAUCCACCGCGACGCGGGCGCCUGGAGCUCGCCGGAGGAGUUCCGCCCGGAGAGGUUCUUGCCGGGGGGCGGCGAGGCGGAGGCGAUGGACCUGAGGGGCGGCCACUUCCAGCUCGUCCCGUUCGGCGCCGGGCGGCGCGUGUGCCCCGGGAUGCAGUUCGCGCUCGCCACCGUCGAGCUCGCGCUGGCCAGCCUGGUCCGCCUCUUCGACUGGGAGAUCCCGCCGCCCGGGGAGCUCGACAUGUCCGACGACCCGGGAUUCACCGUGCGGCGGCGGAUCCCUCUCCGGCUCGUCGCCAAGCCGGUCGGGUCAGAAGACGACAAGUAGCCGAAUAGUGUGAUCUGUGUGUUUUUUUUUUUUUUGUCUGGGAGACGGGAGACCGCGUGGACUGUGUUAAUUUAGGAAUAAAUAAAUAAUGGGCCGAAUCGCGCGUGUUAAUCGCUGGGAGCUUUUUGUCCAGCCCAUCUUGGUUCUAGUUUGCAAGUUCAUGUGUGUGCAGUAAUUUUGGCAGGAAUAAGUUCAUCAGAGUUCCCUUUAA
Oryza sativa Japonica Group (Japanese rice) is the source of this 1945-nucleotide messenger RNA. Its product is annotated as cytochrome P450 71A1. Lineage: Eukaryota; Viridiplantae; Streptophyta; Magnoliopsida; Poales; Poaceae. Gene Ontology annotation, molecular function: heme binding; oxidoreductase activity, acting on paired donors, with incorporation or reduction of molecular oxygen; iron ion binding. The record is from RefSeq and is a predicted model, not a curated record.